Messenger RNA from Aspergillus mulundensis, 1224 nucleotides. RefSeq lists its product as uncharacterized. The coding region runs from base 1 to 1224 and encodes 407 amino acids. NCBI's taxonomy places the organism in Eukaryota, Fungi, Ascomycota, Eurotiomycetes, Eurotiales, Aspergillaceae. The record is from RefSeq and is a predicted model, not a curated record. The transcript has a single exon.
AUGGCCCCAUCGACAAAGACCCCCUCUGCAUCGUCAACACCAUACUUCGCAGCCUACCGGCACCUCGUCCCCCUCGUCUCCAAAGCAACUUAUCUGAACGCCUCCAUCGCCCCGCCGUCAAACCUGCUCGUCCACGACGCAAUCACUUCAUUCGCGCAUGAAGCCCUGCACAAUCCAACUCCCAAACCCUCCUGGCUCGCAACCGCUGAAGAAGUCCGCUGUCUUUUGGGCCGGUACAUCCACACUGAUGCAACCAACAUAGCGCUCACACGGGACACAACGGAAGGUCUGAACAACUUUAUCCGUGGCUUGAAGUUCAAGCCGGGCGAUAAUGUUGUAAUUCUGGACACGGAGCACCCGCAUCAUGCGUACGCGUGGAUGGCACUGAGACCACUGGGGUUGGAAGUUCGGCAGGUCCCGACAAUCGCCGAGGCCGAGAGAGCAGGGAAUGUGGUGGCGGCGAACGCAGAAACGUUCGCGCCAUUUGUUGACGAUCGGACUAUCGCUAUCGGUCUGAGUUCGAUCAUGUUCCACAGCGGCCAGUGGAACGACCUUCAGAACAUUUGUGAUGUUUACCGACCGAGGGGAAUCCACGUGCUUGCGGACCUCACGCAACAAGUCGGAUUUGCGCCUGUAGACGUUACGAAACUCAAUGUGUCUGCUGCGUCGUUCUCGCUACACAAGGGGUUGAACACGCCCAUCGGACUCGCAGCGUUCUAUGUGCAUCCCGAUGUCCUUGCGGAUAUCAAUCCACUACCUGCAACAGUCGGCUUUGGCAGCGUCGCUAAUUCGCGAGCGGACGUCCUUGUUCCGGCUGAUGAGAUUGUUUACCACCCAAAUGCACGCCGACAUGACCAUCUCAACCUUAGUCUCAUUGCUGCUGCGGCUGCAAAGGCAUAUCUGCAUUUCGAUCUUGAUGUCAUGGGCCCUGAGAAUGUGGAAAGUCAUCUUUACGGUCUUGGUGACGCGCUGAGGAUGGGUUGCCAGAAAAUCGGUGUGAGGAUUGUGGGUCCCGAGGACAGGAAAAGCCAUGCGCCGCAUCUGUAUAUUCUGGAUUUGCAUGAUAAGUCGUGGAUUGAUUUAUUCACGGAGAGAGGCGUUUUGGUGACACCGUACCGUUUGGGUGUGAGAGUGUCGUUUGGAUUUUAUAACAAUCUGGAGGAUGUUGAUCGGCUUCUCGAGGUUCUGCAAGAGGGAAUCAAGGCAGGCAUUCUGAUUGAGUAG